Molecule: messenger RNA, 1095 nt
Organism: Medicago truncatula (barrel medic)
Lineage: Eukaryota; Viridiplantae; Streptophyta; Magnoliopsida; Fabales; Fabaceae
Exons: 2
Coding region: 230-796 (188 amino acids)
Source: RefSeq, a predicted model, not a curated record
GAUUUAUAUUUAUAUAUACAACAAAACUUCACAAACACGGUGACACGGAAACUCAAAAGUCUAUAUCUUGUUUAACUCGGUUUAGUCUUUUUUUGUGGGUCUCUUUACCUUUUUUAUUUGUGGUCAUUAGCCUCUACUACUUCUUCAUCUAUCUUCAAUUAACAAUAAAUCUCUCUCUCUCUCUCUCUCUCUCUCUCUCUCUCUCAAUGAAAUAUAGAUACAGCAAAACAUGACAAGCAAAGGAACAAACUCUGCAGAACAACUACCAAAGACAGAGUGUUGCAUGUGUGGGGAUCUUGGUUUCUCUGACCAGCUUUUUCUAUGCAAAAUCUGCCAAAUCCGAUCUCAACACAGGUAUUGUAGUAACGUAUAUCCAACAACAGAAUUUUUUGGAACAUGUAAUUGGUGUUUGAGUCAGAACGAGGAUUCACCAAACUCUUCAAAUUCUUCAUCUUCUUACAAGAAAAAUGAAAGCACAGAAGAUGAAGGAAAGAACAAACAAAUAAAAAAUUGUUUUCAGAAGAAAGGAGUAAUCAAAGGAAGUGGUGUUUAUCGUCUUCAACUUCCAAAACCAAUGAAGAAACCAAAAUCACCAAUAGCAUCAUCAACAUCUCCAUCCAUUUUAGUUUCAACUCGAAAAAGAAUCAUCACAAAUGGUGCUUUAGAAGAGAAGUUGAGGAGAACAAGAUCGGAAAAUAUUAUAAAAAGUAGUAGUAAUAAUAAUAUUGGUGCGACCAAACAAGUUUUCAGGAAUAAGGUGAGAAGGUAUAAGCUUUUAGAUGAAGUUUCAAGUUAAAAUUAAUAAGAGAUGAGAUGAAUUAUUCAUGCAUACAAAAAAAGAAAAGAAAAGGGUGAUUGAUCCUUUUUAUUUUAAUAUAUAGUAUUUUGUUUUGGAAGUUUUGUCCUAAUGCAAUGUACAUAACAAAAGUGUUUAGAUUCGUAACACAAGUACUUUGAAUUUGUCAUUCUCUAAUGUCAUUUUAACGUGCAAAUAGGAAAAUUAGAAUCGGAAUUGUUGAUUGAGUACUCAAUGAGGUUGUGGUAGGAAUGUUCUAGUAGCGUAAAUUAUUAUAAAUAUUUUGUGUGGAGCUAUUA